Galeopterus variegatus (Sunda flying lemur) is the source of this 2354-nucleotide messenger RNA. RefSeq names its product DNA (cytosine-5-)-methyltransferase 3 alpha (gene DNMT3A). Gene Ontology annotation, cellular component: cytoplasm; nucleus. Gene Ontology annotation, biological process: negative regulation of DNA-templated transcription. The record is from RefSeq and is a predicted model, not a curated record. The coding region runs from base 36 to 2354 and encodes 772 amino acids. Lineage: Eukaryota; Metazoa; Chordata; Mammalia; Dermoptera; Cynocephalidae. Gene Ontology annotation, molecular function: DNA (cytosine-5-)-methyltransferase activity. The transcript is spliced from 18 exons.
GCCCCGGCCUGCCUCCCACCGCCCAGCUGCCCGCGAUGCCCUCCAGCGGCCCCGGGGACACCAGCAGCUCCGCUCUGGAGCGGGAGGAGGACCGAAAGGACGGAGAGGAGCAGGAGGAGCCUCGUGGCAAGGAGGAGCGGCAGGAGCCCAGUACCACAGCCCGGAAGGUGGGGAGGCCUGGGAGGAAGCGCAAGCACCCCCCGGUGGAAAGCAGUGACAUGCCGAAGGACCCCCCAGUGACCUCUAAGUCCCCGUCCAUGGCCCAGGACUCAGGCCCUUCAGAAAUGUUACCCAAUGGGGACUUGGAGAAGCGGAGUGAGCCCCAGCCAGAGGAGGGGAGCCCUGCCGGAGGACAGAAGGGCGGGGCCCCAGCAGAGGGAGAGGGUGCCGCUGAGACCUUGCCUGAAGCCUCCAGAGCAGUGGAGAAUGGCUGCUGCGCCCCCAAGGAGGGCCGAGGAGCCCCUGCAGAAGAGGGCAAAGAACAGAAGGAGACCAACAUCGAAUCCAUGAAAAUGGAGGGCUCCCGGGGCCGGCUGCGGGGUGGCUUGGGCUGGGAGUCCAGCCUCCGCCAGCGGCCCAUGCCGCGGCUCACCUUCCAGGCGGGGGACCCCUACUAUAUCAGCAAGCGCAAGCGGGACGAGUGGCUGGCACGCUGGAAAAGGGAGGCUGAGAAGAAAGCCAAGGUAAUUGCAGUAAUGAACGCUGUGGAAGAAAACCAGGGGUCUGGGGAGUCUCAGAAGGUGGAGGAGGCCAGCCCCCCUGCUGUUCAGCAGCCCACCGACCCUGCAUCCCCUACUGUUGCCACCACACCGGAGCCUGUGGGGGCUGAUGCUGGGGACAAGAACGCCACCAAAGCAGCUGAUGAUGAGCCAGAGUACGAGGACGGCCGGGGAUUUGGCAUUGGGGAGCUGGUGUGGGGGAAACUGCGGGGCUUCUCCUGGUGGCCAGGCCGCAUUGUGUCUUGGUGGAUGACGGGCCGGAGCCGAGCAGCUGAAGGCACCCGCUGGGUCAUGUGGUUCGGAGACGGCAAGUUCUCAGUGGUGUGCGUGGAGAAGCUGAUGCCGCUCAGCUCGUUUUGCAGCGCAUUCCACCAGGCCACCUACAACAAGCAGCCCAUGUACCGCAAGGCCAUCUACGAAGUCCUGCAGGUGGCCAGCAGCCGCGCAGGAAAGCUCUUCCCAGUGUGCCAUGACAGUGACGAAAGUGACACUGCCAAGGCCGUGGAGGUGCAGAACAAACAAAUGAUCGAAUGGGCCCUUGGGGGCUUCCAGCCCUCUGGCCCCAAGGGUCUGGAGCCACCAGAAGAGGAGAAGAAUCCCUACAAAGAAGUUUACACAGACAUGUGGGUUGAGCCCGAGGCAGCUGCCUAUGCACCACCCCCACCAGCCAAAAAGCCCCGAAAGAGCACAACGGAGAAGCCUAAGGUCAAGGAGAUUAUUGAUGAACGCACAAGAGAGCGGCUGGUGUACGAGGUGCGGCAGAAGUGCCGCAACAUCGAGGACAUUUGUAUCUCUUGUGGCAGCCUUAACGUCACCCUGGAGCACCCUCUCUUCAUCGGAGGGAUGUGCCAAAACUGCAAGAACUGCUUCCUGGAGUGUGCGUACCAGUACGACGACGACGGCUAUCAGUCCUACUGCACCAUCUGCUGUGGGGGGCGUGAGGUGCUCAUGUGUGGGAACAACAACUGCUGCAGGUGCUUUUGCGUGGAGUGUGUGGAUCUCUUGGUGGGGCCAGGGGCUGCCCAGGCGGCCAUUAAGGAAGACCCCUGGAACUGUUACAUGUGCGGGCACAAGGGCACUUAUGGGCUGCUGCGGCGGCGGGACGACUGGCCCUCUCGGCUCCAGAUGUUCUUCGCCAAUAACCAUGACCAGGAAUUUGAUCCUCCGAAGGUUUACCCACCUGUACCAGCUGAGAAGAGGAAGCCCAUUCGGGUGCUAUCUCUCUUUGAUGGAAUUGCUACAGGGCUCCUGGUGCUGAAGGACUUGGGCAUUCAGGUGGACCGCUACAUUGCCUCGGAGGUGUGCGAGGACUCCAUCACGGUGGGCAUGGUGCGGCACCAGGGGAAGAUCAUGUACGUCGGGGACGUCCGCAGCGUCACGCAGAAGCAUAUCCAGGAGUGGGGCCCAUUCGAUCUGGUGAUUGGGGGAAGUCCCUGCAACGAUCUCUCCAUCGUCAACCCUGCCCGCAAGGGACUCUACGAGGGCACUGGCCGGCUCUUCUUUGAGUUCUACCGCCUCCUGCAUGAUGCGCGGCCCAAGGAGGGAGAUGAUCGCCCCUUCUUCUGGCUCUUUGAGAAUGUGGUGGCCAUGGGCGUUAGUGACAAGAGGGACAUCUCACGAUUUCUCGAGGUAUAG